This is a messenger RNA of Lytechinus variegatus (green sea urchin), 1833 nucleotides long. Its product is annotated as tropinone reductase-like 3. The record is from RefSeq and is a predicted model, not a curated record. Lineage: Eukaryota; Metazoa; Echinodermata; Echinoidea; Temnopleuroida; Toxopneustidae. The coding region runs from base 1 to 840 and encodes 279 amino acids. The transcript is spliced from 10 exons.
AUGGACACUCUCCAUCCAGGAGUAGUAAAUGGUUCCAUUACUCCUGGGCCUGGGACAUCGUUGAAGGGGAAAGUUGCCCUCAUUACAGGAGCUAGCUCAGGUAUCGGAGCAAGUGUGGCCCGCUAUUUCGCUUCUCUUGGAUGUCGGCUAGCCUUGACAGGUCGGAACUUGGAUAAUCUUCAAGAAGUUGUUGAAGAAUGUAUCGAGAGAGGUCUGGAAAGGGAUCAGAUAUUGCCCAUUCAGGCAAAUUUUGAGGUUGAAAGCGAUGUGAAGAAAACUGCUGACCAAACCAUACAGAAGUUCAAGCAGCUUGAUGUUUUGGUUAACAAUGCAGGAACGGCUUCUUUGGAUUCAAUCGAAACAUUGAAAUUAGAAACUUUUGAUACGAUAUUUGCCGUGAACGUAAGAGCACCCCUUUAUCUAACCCAUCUACUGGCUCCACACUUAAUCGCAUCAAAAGGCACUGUUGUUAAUAAUUCGAGCUUAUAUGGAAUCAGACCCAUGCCAUCGAUGACAAGCUACUCUCUAAGUAAGAAAUCAUUAGAUCACAUGACAAGAUGUAUCGCUGAAGAAUUGGCACCUUAUGGAGUCAGGGUUAAUGCAGUGAACCCUGGUGUCAUUCCUACUCGAAUUUUAGAGCGAAUGGGAGUUACAGAUGAGGCAGUUCAAAAGACCAUGUUUGAGUUUUGUAAGAAAACUCAUGCCAUGCGCAGAACUGGGACUGUUGACGAAAUCGCUAAAGUUGUUGCUUUCCUCGCAUCCAGUGACUCGUCCUUUACCACGGGGGAAACACUCCUAGCAGAUGGAGGGAGUCAUCUCCUAGUCACUACAGUCGAUUAGACCAUCAUGACCAUGCAUGGACCUACUACAUGAACUAGUAUAGUAGAUCUCCAUGAACAGAAAAGCAGGUUAAACAGCUGCAAGUAUAUUGUCAUGAUAUUAAUCGCAGUAAUGUAAGAAGCCUCAAUUUAUUCAGUUCUGUACAGUUACCUAUAAGCAUUUUGAAUAAUAAAGUAAUAAGAAUUCUUCGUUCAGUAGCUGACAUAAUUAAAAAAUACAAUAUUCAUAAAGAAUUUCUACGACUGGAGGUAUUUUAACAACGGCCUCAACGCUAGAGAGAAUUCAAUCGAAAUUCAGUCUGUCUUGCAUUGUAAAUACAGACUGCUUACACUCCUGUGUUAACAAACAUUCACAUAUUUUACUUUCAUUUGUUGGUUGAUGAUUUGAUUUGUUUGUUAUGAUCCUUUUUGUAUAUUAUCAACUUAUGUCACUUUUUUCUUUUAUAUAUAUUUUUGAAUGAUUAUUCACAACUAGUUUAAGAAUAUCUUUAAAGUUCGGAUCACUCUCACCCUUUAGUUUAGUAUUAUUUCCUUUAUUUGUUUUUAGCACUGUUUUUGUUCUUACACUAAGAAGAAGCACUACUAGUAGUUAAAACAUUCUCUUUCAUCCAUCAAUCUCAUGUUAUCACCACGAACAUUAUCAUUGAAAUGUUUAUAUUGUAUUUAUGUUGUUUUUAUCAGCCUAUUUCAGGUUUGGGUGUGAAAUAAAGAAGAAAAUAAGUAAAAUAAAAUCUCUAAUUCAAUUUCAUUACAAUCAUACUUGCAUCUUUUAUUAGUUUUGGUGGUGUAACUUUGGCAUUUACUUCAAACAUUUCCCAAAUUAUGAGGUAUAAUGACAAUAAUAAUAAUAGCCAAUUUUUAUAAAGCGCUUUUCCCAGAAUGGCUCAAAGCGCGUUUUAGCAUAUUAUAACCCCGGUCAUUUGAUUCAUUUCAAUCCCGCACGAAAACUGCACAGCUUACACUCCCUGGGGAGCAUUCCUUGCAUUCAUCGCAG